GAUCCACGUAAACAAACCUUCUUUCACGUUUGAAACGUUGGCUAUUUAUGAACAAAUUUCUCACAAUGUCUAAACGUAUUGGUGCAGUUCUGAUCGAUCUGAGUGGAACAAUCCAUGUGGAUGAUGCUGUUAUCCCAGGUUCCAUUGAAGCUCUGAAAAAGUUAAGAGCAACUAAUGUCAAAAUCAAGUUUGUUACAAAUACAACAAAAGAAUCUAAGAGAAAACUACAUGAGCGACUAAGUAGAAUAGGGUUUGACAUUCAUAAAGAUGAAAUAUUCACGUCACUGACUGCUGCCCGUCAGCUGAUAGACAAGAGAAAUUUGCGGCCAUACAUGCUGAUUGCAGACGCAGCCAAAGAGGAAUUUUGUGAUCUUCCGUCUGAAAAUCUCAAUGCAGUUCUGGUUGGUUUAGCUCCAGAGAAGUUUAAUUACGAACAUUUAACAACAGCAUUUCGAUACAUAUUGGAAGGAGCUCAACUAAUAGCUAUACACAAAGCCCGCUACUAUAAGCGAAGCGAUGGCCUGGCUUUGGGUCCUGGAGCCUUUGUAGCAGGAUUAGAGUAUUCAACAGUAAAAAUACAACUAGUUAGGACAACAAGUACCCAUAACAGAAAAUAUAGAAGGAUGCAAGGCAGAGGCCGUGGGAAAGCCAGAGGCAACAUUUUUCAAGAGUGCUCUCGAGGACUUAGGCUGCGAGCCGGCGGAAGCUGUGAUGAUUGGAGAUGAUGCUCGCGAUGAUGUGGGCGGAGCCAUGCAGACCGGCCUUCAUGGGAUCCUGGUCAAAACGGGGAAGUAUAGGGCUGGAGAUGAGGACCUCGUCGACCCCAAGCCUACCUUUGUGGCAGAGGAUUUUGCGCAGGCUGUCAAUUACAUAACGGAGACGUUCAUUGUAAAUCAAUAGCUCUAAUUUAAUGUUUUAUUUUUUCAAUAUUCCGUGAAAAGAAUAUAAGCAAUAACCUCAUUUGUUUGUUUCUUUGUUACUUUUUGUAUAAUACUGUAUAUUUUGAUGCUAGUAAAUAUUACCAGAGGCAGAAUAGGAAUUUCAAGAGAAAAUACAGUCAAAAGAAAAUUUCAGGUUAUUUAGGAAAUAAAGAAAAAGAUCAUGAUUGAAAUAUUGAUGUUGGAAUAUGAAAAUGUAUUUUAGUUAUAAUUUAUCUUCUUAAUGCAUAAUACCAUAUUGACAGUUUGUUUAUUAUUACUGUUAUAUUCAUAAUUAAGAUAGUAAUUUAUUAAUGUUUCUGUCAUUGAACUUCAUAUUGAUUUUACUAUGAUUGUAGAGUUUAGUCAUUUCUGCAAAAAAUAUUAUCUGAUGUAAAUAUAAAUAUGUAUCUUAAUAACUGCACAUAUAUAUUGAACAUU
This is a messenger RNA of Penaeus vannamei (Pacific white shrimp), 1358 nucleotides long. Its product is annotated as haloacid dehalogenase-like hydrolase domain-containing protein 2. Gene Ontology annotation, molecular function: phosphatase activity. Gene Ontology annotation, biological process: dephosphorylation. NCBI's taxonomy places the organism in Eukaryota, Metazoa, Arthropoda, Malacostraca, Decapoda, Penaeidae. The record is from RefSeq and is a predicted model, not a curated record.